Dicrocoelium dendriticum is the source of this 303-nucleotide messenger RNA. The record is from the annotation of a GenBank genome assembly. Lineage: Eukaryota; Metazoa; Platyhelminthes; Trematoda; Plagiorchiida; Dicrocoeliidae.
AUGUUUUUCAACUCACAUUCACUGGACGUAUCCCACACCUUUUGUAAUGAAAUCAAAGAAAAGAUCGACCAAUUAGUUUACGUCAAGAUUUUAACUGGCUGUCGGUCUGAAAAGGUCGCUCAAGUUGGAAGCCUGAGUAUAUUUGAAAUAUUACUGAAUUUACAACUUCAACCGCAUCACUUCCUUCCGUCUGAUAUCGUGUACGAAACAAUCAGAGCUAUUACCGAUAGGAUUAACAGUGCUUCUGACCACUGUACUCGAGUUACCAAAGUCGUGUCUAACGAAUCGAACAAAGGUGAGUAA